AUGUCUCUUUCGAAGAAACAGCGCGCGUUAGCUGCCAUCACCGGCGGCUUUGUAGCCGAUGCUGCGACGAUGGGGCUGCACUGGAUCUAUGACGAUGAAAAGAUGAAGCAGCUCGCAGUGGCGCAUGGCUCGGCUGGCCCCGAGUUCUAUGAGCCGCCGUCUUGCCCCUUCUACUCGUACGAAAGCGGCGCCUUGUCGCCGUAUGGGGACGAGAUUCUGCCCUUACUGCAGGACGUGGCGGAACGGGGUGAGUUCGUGCCGGAGAAGUUUGCUAUGACGUCCUACCAUGCUGCUAAGACUUACACGGGUAGACUGAACAGCGUCUUCAAGGAAAUGAUUAUCAAAGGUGACGCCGGCAAUAAGUACCCUGACCUGGCAUCUCCCAGCAAGGAUCUACACGGCGGCAUCAAGGCACCCAUUCUGGUUGCAACCUAUUAUGAAGACUCAUCGCUGCUGCUGCAAAAGAUCCGCGAGGCUGUGCAUGUGCACGAGAUCGGAGCGGAGGCGGAAAACGCGGCGGUAGCCACGGCACUGCUACUUCAGCAGGUUGUGCAAGGAGUCGCCAUCUCUGACGCUAUAAAGGCACUUACGUCCAACGAAGCAAUCGGUACGGACACACGUGCAUUUAUUCAGCAAGUCAUUGACGCAGUAGAUGCAAAGACCUUUUCUGACGCCACAGCAGCUAUCGCUCAUUUUGGCAAAUCGUGCUCGUUGCCUGGUGCGCUACAAGGGUCUUUGUUUGUGCUGCUGACCUCCGCCGGUUUUGUGGAAGCGUUGCGAGCUAACAUGUUGGCGGGUGGGGACAACUGCAGCCGCGCCAUCGCUAUUGGAGCUGUCACUGCAGCCAUGCAAGGUGGUGAUGCCAUUCCUGUUGAAUGGAAGGAAAAGACCAAGGUUUAUGCGCAAGUUCAAAAACUCGCAGAGAAGAUUGUCCACUGA
Messenger RNA from Peronospora farinosa, 939 nucleotides. The record is from the annotation of a GenBank genome assembly. Lineage: Eukaryota; Oomycota; Peronosporomycetes; Peronosporales; Peronosporaceae.